Molecule: messenger RNA, 1194 nt
Organism: Thyridium curvatum
Lineage: Eukaryota; Fungi; Ascomycota; Sordariomycetes; Thyridiales; Thyridiaceae
Exons: 3
Coding region: 1-1194 (397 amino acids)
Source: RefSeq, a predicted model, not a curated record
AUGGCGUUCCCUGUUGUUGACGGCGUCGAGGUGCUGGUGCAACCACCUGAAGGGUACCAUGUCAACUUUACGCAUCCAUUCAAAGACACUGCGACGAUCAACUCGAGCUACUGGGCUUUCGGUAUCGAGUUCACUGUUGCCGUAUUCUUCUUGGGCCAGCGAAUCUAUUCGGCACUGUUUAUUCUUCGUAAAUGGCGCAUCGAUGACUACAUGAUCGUGUUAGCAUGGGUGCUAACCACGACUGCUCAAUGUCUGAUUCUUCACUGUUUAAAGCAAAGCGUUUUGGGUGUGCAUAUUUGGGAGAUGUCCGUUGACGAUGCUAUCUGGGAGACAACGAUGAUUCAUGCCACCACCCUGACCGUCAUCCCGGGUACAAUCCUCGCCAAGCUUGUGUUGUGCAUUUUCUACUAUCGCCUGUCGCCUAUCACCUGGUACCGGUAUGCCAUCAUCUUCACGGCCUUCAUCACCAUCGCCGCCUUCACUGCCGUCUGGUUCUCGGUCGAGUUUGCCUGCAAACCUAUCGAGGCGGCAUGGAACCUGCGUCUCUACACGGGCACCAACUGCAUCGACCGCCCCCCCGUCUACAUGCUCCAGGCCAUCAUGGGCGGCGUGACCGACAUCAUGCUCAUGGUCCUCCCCCUGCCCAUCAUCCUGCGCCUGCAGAUGUCGUGGAAGCAGAAGGUCGCCCUCGUCGCGUGGUUCGGCACCGGCCUCAUCACCCUCGGCGCCGCCGUCGCCCGCCUGGUGAUCCUGAUCCCCAGCCUCAAGAACGCCGACACCACGUUCGUCCUGGCCCAGGGUACCCUGUGGCUGAUCGUCGAGGCCAACCUCAUCAUCAUCUGCGGCUCGCUGCCGACCUUCCGCAUCUUCCUCAACCACGUCGCGCCCAAGAUCCUCGGCGAGUCGCGCAACGCCAGCGGGCCCAACAACAGCAGCGACAAGGGGCCCGGCUCCGGUGGGAUGCGGUACGCGCUGCGGACCUUUGGUAGCUCGCAGCCCAAACGCCGUCACUUCGACACCAUCGACGAGCUUGAGCUCGGCGACAACCCCUAUGGGUCGGAGGUCAGGUGGAAGGCUGAGGGCAAGAGUGACAUGAACCGCACGCAGGAUCGGAGGAAGAGUCACUCUGAAGCUAGCGAUGAGGAGGCUAUCAUCAAGACGGUGCAGAUGACGGUAACGCAUGGUCCUCGAUAG